Messenger RNA from Cololabis saira (Pacific saury), 2887 nucleotides. RefSeq names its product zinc finger protein ZFP2-like. Bases 1 to 1959 code for a protein of 652 amino acids. The record is from RefSeq and is a predicted model, not a curated record. The transcript is spliced from 4 exons. Lineage: Eukaryota; Metazoa; Chordata; Actinopteri; Beloniformes; Belonidae.
AUGGAUCGUUCUAGGAAGUUUUCCCCGGUGUGGAAUAAUUUUGAUCUGGUGACGCCAAACAAGACCAUCAAGGACUUGGUGAGCCAGAGAUACGAGGAGGAAAAGGAGAAAACCAAAAAGGACCUCCAGAGUGCCGUUGCAGUUACUUUAACAGCUGAUAUGUGGACGUCUAUGAACAUGGAGGCAUAUCUAGCUGUUACUGGCCACUAUGUGGACAAAGAAAGCCAUGAACUCCGUUCUUCAGUCUUGGCAGUGCAGCAUUUUCCUCAGAAACACACUGCAGAAAACAUUGCCACGGUGAAAAGGAGCCUCAUGGAGGAGUGGGGCAUAGCAGGAAAGAAUCCUACAUUUACCAGCAGGAGACGGGUGGUGGACACGUGUUUGGAGGAGAUGGACCAGGAUCAGAUCCAGGACCGAGACCACGAUCAGAACCAGGACCAGGAGUCCAGCAGCAGGACCAAAGCGGACUCUUCCUCCGCGGGUCUGCAGAAACAUAAAGCCAAAGAGAGAACCAAGAGUUACUGCUUUGAUAGGAGGGAUAAGGUCCUCACCACUUCACCAAGACUGAAGGUCCGAAAGAGGAUUCAUACUGAAGAGAAGCCGUACACCUGUGAUCAGUGUGGGUCAGCUUUUAGCCAACAACGUGAUCUAAGGCGUCAUCAGCGUAUUCACACUGGAGAAAAGCCGUACAAAUGUAAUCAGUGUGGGGCAGCUUUUACCGAACAAGGUAAUCUAAGGAGUCAUCAGCGUAUUCACACUGGAGAAAAGCCGUACACCUGUGAUCAGUGUGGGUCAGCUUUUAAACGACAAAGUGAUUUAAGAAGUCAUCAGCGUAUCCACACUGGGGAUAAGCCUUUCAAAUGUGAUCAGUGUGGGGCAACUUUUACCAAGUCAGGUAAUCUAAGGAGUCAUCAGCGUAUUCACACUGGAGAAAAGCCUUACAGAUGUGAUCAAUGUGGGGCAGCUUUUCCCCAACAAGGUAGUCUAAGGAGUCAUCAGCGAAUUCACACUGGAGAUAAGCCUUACAGAUGUGAUCAGUGUGGGGCAGCUUUUACCCAACAAGGUAAUCUAAGGAGCCAUCAGCGUAUUCACACUGGAGAUAAGCCUUACAGAUGUGAUCAGUGUGGGGCAGCUUUUACCGAACAAGGUGAUCUGAGGCGUCAUCAGCAUAUCCACACUGGAGAAAAGCAUUACGGAUGUGAUCAGUGUGGGGCAGCUUUUACCAAACAAGGUCAUCUAAGGAGUCAUCAGCGCAUUCACACUGGAGAAAAGCCUUACAGAUGUGAUCAAUGUGGGGCAGCUUUUACCCAUCAAGGUAAUCUAAGGCGUCAUCAGCGUAUUCACACUGGGGAUAAGCCUUACAGAUGUGAUCAGUGUGGGGCAGCUUUUACCAUCUCAGGUGAUCUAAGGAGUCAUCAGCGUAUUCACACUGGGGAUAAGCUUUACAGAUGUGAUCAGUGUGGGGCAGCUUUUACCCAACAAGGUAAUCUGAGGCGUCAUCAGCGUAUUCACACUGGAGAAAAGCAUUACAGAUGUGAUCAGUGUGGGGCAGCUUUUACCCAUCAAGGUAAUCUGAGGAGUCAUCAGCGUAUUCACACUGGGGAUAAGCCUUACAGAUGUGAUCAGUGUGGGGCAGCUUUUACCCAACAAGGUACUCUAAGGAGUCAUCAGCGUAUUCACACUGGGGAUAAGCCUUACAGAUGUGAUCAGUGUGGGGCAGCUUUUACCAUCUCAGGUAGUCUAAGGCGUCAUCAGCGUAUUCACACUGGGGAUAAGCCUUACAGAUGUGAUCAGUGUAGGGCAGCUUUUACCACGUCAGGUGAUCUAAGCAUUCAUCAGCGUAUUCACACUGGAGAUAAGCCUUACAGAUGUGAUCAGUGUGGGGCAGCUUUUACCCAACAAGGUCAUCUAAGGAGUCAUCAGCGUAUUCACACUGGAGAAAAAGUCUUUCAGAUGUGAUCAGUGUGGGGGAGCUUUUACCCAACAAUGUAAUCUAAGGAGUCAUCAGCGAAUUCACACUGGAUAAAACAUUUUGUUUGUGAUCAGUGUGGGGCAGCUUUUACUCAGAGAGCUCAAUCAAAGGUACCAAUUUAGACAUGUUAUGUUCUGAGAAGAAAAAAAAUGUGUUUAUCUUAAAUUAGAUUUCUACGACUAAAAAAUCAUUUAAAUAAACAAGUUCUUUGUUUUCCUGCUGGAUUUCAGUUUCCUGCUCACUGAAAACUCACAACAAUACAUCAGUGUCAGAAUAUUAGAAAAGAGUCACACAGUAGUGCGUUUUUCAUGUGGUGCUGGAUUUAAAUUACCUCUGGAUCUGCAAUCAUUCUAAAAUGACACCAUGACAUCUGUAUUUCGUUCACCUAAUUCACACUAGAUACGUGAAGUCUGUGUUGUACUGCCCUCAUUCUGUUGAAAAAUUCCCUUUUAUCUUGUGAGGUUAAUCAAACUUUUGAACUAGUUUAUCCUUAUGAAACCAUCACAUGCUUUGUCAACAGAUGUCAGGACAGCCACUUCCUGAUAUACUCAAGGUUUCGACUGUCCAGGGGACAGCUGUCCCAUUGUCCUUUAGGGUUAACUAAAGGUUAGCCUGGACCAUCUGUUCAAAACCUCCAUCAGAGUUCCUGUUUUGUCCGGAAAGCAUUUGACCCAUGUGACCCAUUGCUUUUAAAAAUGUUAAGCUUCUGCAUACCACAGAUUAGUUCCUCUUUAACUGAAAUGUCACAUGUGUGACCUUUUAACCCCGAUGUCUGUUUCCCCUCUGUAUGUUUACUGUUUUCUUCCCAUUGUCCACUGUCUACGGUUGACAAUCCUUAUGUGGUCAUUUCCUGUCAAAUUCUCAAUAAAAAGCCGAUGCAAAGAGGAACCACUGAAGCACUGAUCAGCAGCAUUC